AUGACGGUGCUCACCGUGCAGAUCGGCCAAUGUGGCAAUCAACUGGGCCACGCAUUCCUGGACACGAUUUUCAAGCAUGUCAGGUCGGCAAAGAACGAAAGUUUCAGGGAGAAGCUGUCAGACAUGUAUUUCGAAGAGGAGUGCCAAUAUGGAAAUAACCUCCUACCGGUGAUCCAGUAUGGAGAGAACAACAAAGGUAGGAAGUCGGUCGUAAGCGAAAGCAACGAAGUGAUGUGUUUGAAUAAUUACAUAGCAAGGUCCAUCCUCAUCGACAUGGAGCCGAAGGUUAUUGAAAAGUGCCUGUACCAGAGUGCCGCGGAGGAGAGGAGAGAUCCCCUAGAAAGUAGGAAUGUUAAUAGGUCGAAGAAUAAAAAAAUGCAACCCCAUGGCAGUGCCGGGGAUUCAGAAGGUCAUCAUAAGUAUGUGUGCGGAAUGGAGGAGUACUACGAGCCUUCAAACAAUUUGACAAAGGUGUUCUCCAGGGGGAGAGACAGUGAAGAAGAAGAAGAAGAAUCCAUGUGCCUCCCAUUAAGAGAGAAACCUCAAACGAAGGCGAAUAGUAAAAGAGAGUACCCAAUAAACACCUGGAAGUACAACAAAAGGAACUUCAUUUACGGCCUGAACGGGUCAGGUAAUAAUUGGUCCUACGGAUUUAAUGUGCACGCAAAAAAUAUAUGCGAGGAUUUUCUGAAUUUAAUACAAAAGACAAUGGAGAGUAACGACAGCAAAGAAGGAGUGGACAACAUCAUCCUCUUCCAUAGUCUGGCGGGAGGAAGUGGAAGUGGGAUAAGCUCCUAUCUUUCCUAUUUACUGAAGGAUGAAUAUUCCUCCGUUAACCUGAUCAAUGUGUGUGUCUUACCAUAUAUGUUUGGGGAGAUCAGUGUGCAAAGUCUAAAUUCAGUCCUUUGCUUAUCAUCCCUGUACGAUUCCUCCGAUGGCAUUGUACUUUUGGAAAAUGAAAAAUUUGAGUUAAUGUGCAAGAGGAUGAAUAAUGAAAAUAUUAACACUGAAGAAAUAAACAAACACAUAAGCCUCUUCUUGACUUAUACCCUUGGGUUGCCUCUGGACUUUGGCAAUGUGAUAGAUUCUGGUGGAUCCAAAUAUACCAAUGCUAUGAACUCCAUCCUCAGUGACCUAUGUAGCCACCCUAGUUAUAAAUUUCUCACCACCCGAUACCUCCCACAAGUGUUUCAGGAAAAUAUGAAGUUUGAACAGAACACCUUCAGUAUGCUUCUUAAGCGCAUGCACAAGAUGGUUAUAAAUGGGCGCAUCGUCGACUACGAUGGACCUCACGGAGGGGGAGGGGGAGGAGGUGGCCGCUACGUGACUGCAGAGAAUUCCUUGGUCGACCCGUACUUUGUCCGACUGUCCUCGAGGGAUCUGCGCAGGAGCUGUGCCUUUUUAAAGAGCGUGCAUAUCCCCUUGCAUUUACGAGAGUCUCUGAGCAAAUCCUACGUUAGCGUCCAGAAGAAUUCUGUCUUUCUGCAUCGAGGCCUGAAAAGUUACUCGGUGCGCAAUCAGGGGGGUCACCCUCCUCCCCACGAAUCUACACGUGGAGCUCCCCCUAGUCGUAUACACCAGGGGAGCGGGACCGCAGAAGGGCCAUUAGCUAGUACCCACUUCCGGCACAAUAAUGUAGUGUUUGGUUCCAAGAUGAUUCUUCGUGGAGAGCUCCAAGAAAAUAUCAACUUCGAUUUGUUUAAGCAUCACGUUCUGUACAACCACAAGUCCCUCUGCCCGAUGGAAAUUUACAUUGAUGAGAGCAGGGACUUUACCUAUAACAGCCUGGCGAUGGUAUCGAACUGCUUAACCCCGGUACCUACGUUGAAGAGGAUUUUGCAGAAUGCCAAGAUGCUCUACGGAACAAAUGCUUACAUGUACCAGUAUAACAGCUAUGGCGUAUCCCAUGACCACGUGCAUAACUCGCUGAUAGCGAUGGAUCAGGUUAUAAGCGGGUAUGAGGGCCUGUCCUGCGAAGUUUAG
Messenger RNA from Plasmodium knowlesi strain H, 1983 nucleotides. RefSeq names its product tubulin delta chain, putative. Gene Ontology annotation, molecular function: GTP binding; structural constituent of cytoskeleton. Gene Ontology annotation, cellular component: cytoplasm; microtubule. Gene Ontology annotation, biological process: mitotic cell cycle; microtubule cytoskeleton organization. The coding region runs from base 1 to 1983 and encodes 660 amino acids. The transcript has a single exon. Lineage: Eukaryota; Apicomplexa; Aconoidasida; Haemosporida; Plasmodiidae. The record is from RefSeq and is a predicted model, not a curated record.